Molecule: messenger RNA, 2268 nt
Organism: Hemibagrus wyckioides
Lineage: Eukaryota; Metazoa; Chordata; Actinopteri; Siluriformes; Bagridae
Gene: mapkapk3
Product: MAPK activated protein kinase 3
Exons: 10
Coding region: 270-1493 (407 amino acids)
Biological process (GO): protein autophosphorylation; intracellular signal transduction; response to cytokine
Cellular component (GO): nucleus; cytoplasm
Molecular function (GO): ATP binding; calmodulin binding; calcium-dependent protein serine/threonine kinase activity
Source: RefSeq, a predicted model, not a curated record
GUACUGCGGCUCAGAGUUCACACAGGGGUGACUGUAAGAGCUGUUUUUAUAUGUAGGACCAAGAGACCUUUUUUUUUCUGUCUAUACAAACUUUUUUAUUUUAAUGAAACACACUUUCAGAGCCACCCUCGAGUCUGUACAGAUUAUACGCGCUGUAGUUUGGGAUGAGUGUUGCGCGCCUGUAAAUCACACCGGAUUUAUUCUGGGAGGACUGUCAUCAUCAUCAUCAUCAUCAUCGACUGGGAAUCGCUCACAUUUCCAGCCGGAACAUGCUACAAAAUGGAAGAACCAAAGACGAGCAGCCAGAGACGAAAUCAGAAACGGAAAGCGAGAGUAGGAGUGAAAGCGCAGAGACCAAGCCGGAGAAGGAGCGCGAAUCCAUACACUUCCCCAUGCCUAACCCGAACCCUGCUGCUGGAUACCCCAAACUGGAGAUAAAGCGCAACGCCGUGACGGACGACUACAAGAUCUCCACUCAUGUCCUCGGUCUGGGGAUCAACGGCAAAGUGCUGGAGUGUUUUAACAAGAAAACCGGGGAGAAGUGCGCUCUGAAGAUUCUGUACGACAGCCCGAAAGCGCGCCGCGAGGUGGAGUUGCACUGGCGCGUCUCCAGCGGGCCGCACAUAGUGCGGAUCCUGAGCCUCUAUGAAAACAUGCACCACGGGAAAAAGUGCCUGCUCAUUAUCAUGGAAUGUAUGGAAGGAGGAGAGCUCUUCAGUAGGAUUCAGGCCAGAGGAGACCAGGCCUUUACUGAGAGAGAGGGCUCUGAGAUCAUGCGAGACAUCGGCACUGCCAUCGAGUAUCUGCACAACAUGAACAUCGCACACAGAGACAUCAAGCCGGAGAACCUGCUCUACAACAGCAAAGACUCCAACUGCGUGCUCAAGCUCACAGACUUCGGCUUUGCGAAGGAAACCACGCUGCACAACCCGCUGCAGACGCCGUGCUACACGCCAUACUACGUCGCGCCUGAGGUUCUCGGACCUGAGAAAUACGACAAAUCGUGUGACAUGUGGUCUCUGGGUGUGAUCAUGUACAUCCUGUUGUGUGGCUUCCCACCGUUCUACUCUAACACGGGUCAGGCGAUUUCCCCCGGCAUGAAGCGGCGCAUCCGCAUGGGCCAGUACGAGUUUCCCAACCCUGAGUGGGCUGAGGUGUCAGAGGAAGCUAAACAGUUGAUUAACCAGCUGCUGAAGACUGACCCUAAUGAGAGGAUGACCAUCUCACAGUUCAUGAACCAUCCCUGGAUCACACAAUCCAUGGUGGUUCCCCCAACACCACUGCACACCACACGCGUCCUCACUGAGGAGAAAGAGCUGUGGGAUGAAGUGAAGGAGGAGAUGACGAGUGCUCUUGCCACCAUGCGUGUGGACUACGACCAGGUGAAGAUUAAGGACUUGGACACAUCCAGCAACCCGCUGCUCAACAAGAGGAGGAAGAAAGCGGCAGCGGCCGGCGGAAAGGGCGGAGCCACUGUCUGUAACAGCCAAUGAGGUCUGAAGGAGAGAAAGAAAGAUGAGGAAAAAGGGACAGAUUUAUAGAUGAGUGAUGCACGGAGGGGUGGAGAGGGAAGCGAAAGUGAGGACAGAAUGAGGACAUCAGCAUAACCAGCACAUCAUACACACACACACACACACACGUGUGUGUAGACGGUUAGAUUUGUAUUCUUACAGAUGUGGUGUUCAUAUUUUUUAAAAAUAUUUGUAACACAUUCAGUUGCAACUGUGUGUUUUAGAUAUGUGUGUGUGUGUGUGUGUGUGUGUGCGUGUGUGUGGUGCAUUCACAAGGCACUUGAGUUUAUUAAUACGGAAGUUUUCCCUGGACACUACGCACAGUCAGCACACUGCCAGUGUAAAGGUGAUCCUUCCUCACUGCCUCCUCUUCCUCGUCGACACUCAAUGGGAACACACACGUCAAAGGACACACUCUUUAGAAGGACAGAUUGUGUGUGUGUUUUGUACUUCAUGCGUGGGUUGCUGCAUCACCAUCUUCAUCAUCAUCAUCAUCAUCAUCAUCAUUACAGCACAGGAUGCUCUGUUUGAAUUUGUCUGUUAGCCCCUCUUUUUUAUUCAGAAAAGUUUUUAUUUUCCGUGGUUUGUUAUGACCCUUUCCGCAAACAUCGUGGCCAAAAUAAGAAGGGAUUUUUAUUUUAUUUUAUUUUUUGCUGUUGUUUGAGUCUUUUAUUAUGACUUUGCUAAAUAAGAUUUAUCAGAGAGCAGCCACUGUAUUUAAGGCAACAUUGUUUUAAUAAAAAAAAAUAAUAAAUCA